GCAAGCUCCACAGUUCACGUUACUGCAAGCUCCGCCGUUCACGCCGUUGUAAGCUCUGCCGUUCACGCCGCUCAAGGUAGAAGAAGAGAAGAAGAGAAGAAGAGAAGAAGAAGAAGAAGAAGAAGAAGAAGAAGAAGAAGUGCAGAUCUGAGCAGAUACUAGCAGAUCCGAGCAGAUCCGAGCAGAUCCGGGCAGAUCUGAAGUUCUCACGGCGUCCGAAGGGUGAGGGAGAUUUCUCAGUUUCGUUUUGAUUUCAAGAGGGGGAGAUCGGACAGUAUCUCCAAUCACCCUUUUCAAACCGGCCGAACUGUGGAUUGAGGAAAACAAUGGUAAGUGGAGAGAGAAACUCUACGGUGGAGGAGAUUGGGUUUCUGGCCGGAGGCCGCCCGCCUGAUCGAGCAAAGCAGAGGCUCAUUACGGAUUUCCUGCAGCCCCGCCUAUCUUUUGGAACAGGUUGCACGCCUGCACCUGCUGUGCCUAUUGUGGAUGUUUGCAAUACUGGCCUUUCUUCCCUCCCUAAGAAAUCAUUCUCUAAGGCGGUUGGAGGCGUUCUCCCUGAUGUUGCCGACCUACCUGACCCUAUUCAUGCCGGAAAUCUCACUAAAAUCGUGAUUCCCCAAGAUGCCUAUGAGGAACGUCUUCUCCGAUAUCGCUUUGCUUUGGUGGCCAGAAUAAAUUUUAGGUUUAUUUCUUUGGAUGAAGUUCGGAAGGAAGCUGUGAAUUCUUGGAAACUUAAAGAGAAGGUUUUUAUAAAACCUAUGGGAUUAGGCUUCACUUUAUUCCAAUUUGAGGCUGAGAAAGACAUGACAAACAUCUGGAAACAAAGUCCUAUCAAGAUCGGACGGCAGUUUAUUCGCUUCCAGCGGUGGAAGCCGGAUUUUAAUAUCCAUGAUAACUCUCCUAUUUCUAAGCUUGUCUGGAUUCGAUUUCCUGGACUCCCCUUCGAAUAUUGGCACGAGCGGAUCCUCCUUUCCAUGGCAAAAGCCGUGGGGCGCCCCCUGGACAUUGAUAAAAGAACACGAAAUGCAUCCAUAGGGAACUUUGCUCGUGUCCUCGUGGAGAUGGAUACUUCAGUGCAGAGGUUGGAAGAAAUCCAGGUUGAACGGCGACAACCUGGAACAGGUGAUCUUUUUUGGUUCAAACAAAAAAUCAUAUAUGAAGACGCUUUGGGAAAGUGUGGUUUUUGUAAAAAACUUGGUCAUACCAUCCAAAACUGUAAAGAGAAACGCAUCGCCGAUGCCGCACGCAAAGACAAGGAUGAUGCUUGUGGUGUUGUUGGGGCUGUUUGGGUGGAGAAGUCGUCUUUGGGGGCGGCUGGUAUGGAGAUUUCCGGCAGAAAUGGUGGUGAGCCCUCAAUAGGAAAGAAUUCAAAUUCAAAAUUGCCAACCAUCUCCCAUAAUUGUGAUCCAGCUUUGUAUGGAAACUUGGAUACGCAAGAGGGGAUUUUAGCUAUUGAGUUACCUAUUUUUGAAGGAUCUUCCUCAGCCAAUUUGAGGAAUAAUCCAAUUGCAGAUCGAUUGGAUGACCCAUGCAACAGAGAUGGUUCGGUUCCUUUACACGGGUCAAACAAACCCAAUAUGGUGAACCAAACCACUGAGACUAACUCAAUUCCAGAACAUGGCAUUCUGGUUUCUCCAGGUUGUGCGGCUAAUCCAGUUCUGAUUACUGGCUCUUGUCAACUCUCUGUCCACAGUGAUCAUGUGAUAAAUUCCAUUACUUCAAGUGCUAUGGAUAAUGGUCAUCUCACCCUCCACUACCCGGAAGUUGGCGCCAUUGAUGCUGCUGCCCUCCAGAAGGAACAAUGCCACGGCAUGGAAACAGUUUCAAGAAAAAAAGAGGGAUGAAGAAGGCUGCUGGUCGUGCAACUCUCAGCAAUAUUCUCCUAGACAAGCACCCUGAUGUGGUUUGUCUAGCUGAACCAAUGGUGGAGGUAGCUGCUUUCCCUUCUUUAUUUUUUAAUAAACUGGGAUAUGAUGCAUGCUUUAUUCAUAAUAUUCGCACUGGUAAAAACCCAAACCUAUGGGUCAUUUGGAAGAGGACUCUCACCAAACCAACUAUUAUUUCCAUGUCUGACCAGUUUAUUUCACUGUGUAUAAAUUGGAGAAACAAUUCUAUUUA
Molecule: messenger RNA, 2118 nt
Organism: Macadamia integrifolia
Lineage: Eukaryota; Viridiplantae; Streptophyta; Magnoliopsida; Proteales; Proteaceae
Exons: 2
Coding region: 327-1844 (505 amino acids)
Source: RefSeq, a predicted model, not a curated record